CUCACGCGCACGGCCCAUCACCAAAAUGGUUCUCAUAGGAUUCGUUGACGCCUUGGCCGUUGCGCUACUAAUGUGUAUAUUGGCACGGUUCGUGGCAGGCAGACGCCGAAAACAUCUACCACCCGGUCCCUCCGGCUGGCCUCUGAUAGGCAAUGUCCUCGGUAUGCCCACGUCGCAUGAAUGGCAGACGUUCGCAAAAUGGGGAGAGAAGUGGGGAGACGUCAUCUCUAUCACUCUGCUUGGCCAGCCAGUGGUCAUCCUCAACUCAUCGCAUGCUGCCGUUGAUAUGUUGGACAAGAAAAGUGCCAUCUACUCUGACAGGCCAACAUUCCCUGUAUGUGGUCAAGUAAUCGGGUAUGACCGCACGUUGGUGCUCCUCCAUUACGGUCCUGUCUGGCGGGAGACUCGUCGACUCUUCUCCAAGACGAUCGGGACCCGUGACAGUCUAAUGCAUCUAUCUGAUCGUCUAGAACGCGGAGGUCAUCGUUUCUUGACUCGUCUCAUGGCACAGCCGGAGACAUUGUUCCAGCAAGUGCGCGGUUUCACAGGCGCCUCCAUUCUGAGCAUUGCAUAUGGGUACAACGUCGAGCGAGAAGACGAUGAACUUAUCCGACUCGUUGACAAGGCCGUGGAAGAGUUCUCGUUGGCGUCUGCUCCCGGCGCGUAUUUCGCUGAUGCCCUGCCCAUUCUUAUAAGAGUGCCUGCAUGGCUUCCUGGUGCAGGGUGGAAAAGACGGGCAUUGGCCUGGCGUAGAGACCUCGAGGCCAUGUGCGACUUGCCGUUCAACCAUACCAAGCAACAAAUGAAGACAGGCAAAGCGUCACCCAGCUUCGUCUCCAUGAAUCUAAUCCCAGAUACUGAUUCUGGACGCGAAUUCCUUGUUAAAAGUGCUGCUGCGUCACUGUACAGCGCCGGCGCUGACACCACAGUAUCAGCCAUUUGCUCGUUUUUCCUAGCAAUGAUGUGUUUUCCGGGCGCACAGAAGAAAGCACAGGCCGAGAUCGACAGAGUUGUUGGGAACGACCGGCUCCCAAGGCUCAAUGACCGCGACGAACUGCACUAUGUCAGGGCGCUCAUCUGGGAGGUCUUGCGAUGGCAGCCAAUUGGUCCGCUCGGGGUCCCGCACCGCCUGACUGAGGACGACACGCAUGCGGGGUACUUCUUGCCGAAAGGGACAAUAGUCAUCGCCAACAUCUGGAGGAUGCUUCGUGAUCCUUCACGGUAUCCGAACCCAGAGGUGUUCAAUCCGGACCGCUUUCUACCUUCGAACGACGCAGAACCUGAGUAUGAUCCUCGGCAUAUCGUGUUCGGAUUCGGAAGACGCGUAUGCCCAGGCUCACAACUUGCCGAAACAUCUCUCUUCCUCAUUUGUGCUUUGUCUCUGGCUGUCUUCGAUAUAGCUAAGCCUAUCGUCGACGGGAACGUGGUUGAACCUUCGCUGGAGUACACGACGGGAACGAUCAGUCAUCCGGUACCAUUUGAAUGCUCAGUCAAACCUCGCUCAGCUAAAGCUUCCGCGCUCGUCGCAGCAGCAAUGAGCGACAGUGUCUUCUGAGGUCAUGUCUUCGCUGUUACCCAUGUAUUCCUUUAUUCGUUCAUGUCGGCAGGCUACGUUAGGCGGUUAUCUUGAGAAGACCUGGUGGACGCUUGCGGCAUUGUGUGCGUGGGUUCAGCUUGUGUUAUAUCCGACAUUGCGGUGGAGCUCCACCAUUAUGCGCAGCUGCAUCACGCCGCUUCAGCCCCUAUCUUGUCCCAUGUCCGUCCGCGCACAGGAAUGCUUAUGGUCUAUCAGACUCAGACUGAAAGAUAAAUCUUC
Molecule: messenger RNA, 1816 nt
Organism: Fomitopsis serialis
Lineage: Eukaryota; Fungi; Basidiomycota; Agaricomycetes; Polyporales; Fomitopsidaceae
Product: cytochrome P450
Exons: 12
Coding region: 26-1555 (509 amino acids)
Molecular function (GO): heme binding; monooxygenase activity; oxidoreductase activity, acting on paired donors, with incorporation or reduction of molecular oxygen
Source: RefSeq, a predicted model, not a curated record